ACAAUGCGAAGUUCCAACUAAGAUUAUAAUGUACAGGUGUAUUUCCGGUAGAGCAUCGUCACUUAUUCUGUUUGUUUUGAACGGAUUUUCCAUACUGUUUGGGGUUGCCUUAAUAUCCCUUGGGAUAGUAUGUGUCGUUGACCAUGGAAAUAUGUCUGAAGUUGUUGGAACCUCACUCUAUUCGUCUGGAGUGUAUAUAGUCAUCUUCUUAGGACUUGUUAUUACAAUCGUAGCUCUAUGUGGUUACAUCGCAGCUGAUAGAGAAAAUAUCUGCUUGAUUGUGUCAUAUAUAUUCAUUUUAUGCUUACUCGCAUUACUCUUGUUGAUAUCAGGAAUAAUAGUUUUGUCCUUUAAAAGUUCACUUGGUGAAUCGGCUAGAAGUGUGAUGGUUGCUUCGUUAAGGAAUCACUAUGGACGGUAUGGGAUAAUAACUGAUGCAUGGGACUUGGUACAGAGACACCUACGUUGCUGUGGAGUGGAUAACAUUGGAUGGGGUGUGUAUAACGGGUCGUGGUGGGACAUGAUUGUAAACUCGGAUUUAUACGAAACGAACACUAAAUUGUCAGAAUCAAGUUUGUUUUACUUGUUUGUUCCAGAAUCUUGUUGUGUCAAGAAACUUGAUGGAUUAACUGGUUGGCCAACUGAAGUAUACCGGGAUAGGAGACGCUGUCAGACGUGGCAGUACGGACCACCGAAUAAAAGCAGUGGACCCCACAACGACGCUAUUUACUAUGCAGUAGUUUUUUAACAGUUAAUAUAUUAAUUUUGUUUAGGGAUGCUUUGAAAGUUUGAAAAGUUAUAUCAAUAAUUAUGCUAAGGCUGUUGGCAUCUUGGCACUGAUCGCGUGCAUUAUCUUGAUAAGCGCUUUGAUCUGUGCAUUAUUUUUGUUCCGUGAUGCUAAACUCAAUGCUCAAAGAAAACAAAGAACGAAAAACUGGAUGAAUCAGAUACAAUAUAAGUAGAUCGAUUAUAUGGUUGACUGGAAUACGUUGAAGCAAGAGUGAAGCUGUGAUUAUAUAUUACUGGAAAGGAUUUUAAUCAUAUAUAAUUUAUUUUAUUGCUAAAAAGUAAAGUAUAUUUAUUUUC
Messenger RNA from Schistosoma margrebowiei, 1086 nucleotides. NCBI's taxonomy places the organism in Eukaryota, Metazoa, Platyhelminthes, Trematoda, Strigeidida, Schistosomatidae. The record is from the annotation of a GenBank genome assembly.